Tetrahymena thermophila SB210 is the source of this 609-nucleotide messenger RNA. RefSeq names its product transmembrane protein, putative. The record is from RefSeq and is a predicted model, not a curated record. The transcript has a single exon. NCBI's taxonomy places the organism in Eukaryota, Ciliophora, Oligohymenophorea, Hymenostomatida, Tetrahymenidae.
UUAUUAUAAAAGAUAAAAACUAUAGGAAAACAAACAACUCAUAACCAAUACUUUGCUUAUAAUUCUUAAAUGAAUUACUACUUCAGGCUUCUACUAAUUUUUAUUCUGUAAUAACUAGUAUAAUCUACUUAUUAGAACUGUAAAUAUGCUUGCUUAGAUAUGCAUUAGUAGUGUGCCCUUGAAGAAACUUAAUGCGCAACAUAUUUAUCAUCUAAUUGCAAAAAUCUGGUAUGCAAUUCUUGUUGUAUUAAGGAGGAUUUUAAUCACCACUGUGGGAAUUCUGAUGAAUGUGCUUCAUAUUCUAAUUAAUCACUAAACUAUAUUAUUAUUUUUAUCUCUGUUAUAGGUGGCAUUAUUGCUUUAAUUCUUUUUUGUUUAUUGAGGCGUCUUUGUGUGAAAAGAAGGAUAAAAUAGUAAUAAAAAUCUGAUUUAUAAAUUCCAGUAAAUACCAGCUCAGCUAAAGCUGAAUAACCAUAAAAUAUCUCAAAUAAUGCAGAUAGGUCAACUACAGAUAGCAGUUCUGCUAAUAAUAAUGAUAGUUUGAAUUAAGACUCAAUAUAUUUUUAUAACAUUGAUAAGAAAAAUAGAGGACUUAGUGAAGAGUUAUGA